Messenger RNA from Panicum virgatum (switchgrass), 862 nucleotides. Its product is annotated as peptidyl-prolyl cis-trans isomerase CYP18-1-like. The transcript has 3 exons. Gene Ontology annotation, biological process: protein peptidyl-prolyl isomerization; protein folding. The record is from RefSeq and is a predicted model, not a curated record. Gene Ontology annotation, molecular function: peptidyl-prolyl cis-trans isomerase activity. Gene Ontology annotation, cellular component: catalytic step 2 spliceosome. NCBI's taxonomy places the organism in Eukaryota, Viridiplantae, Streptophyta, Magnoliopsida, Poales, Poaceae. The coding region runs from base 96 to 578 and encodes 160 amino acids.
CAGACCACCCGUCGUCUGUCUCGCCGGCUCGCCGCCUCCUAAACCCCCGCCUCCCCUCUCUCCCCCCGGCCGCCUCUCCCUUCCGCCCCGGCGCCAUGUCGGUGACGCUGCACACGAACCUGGGCGACAUCAAGUGCGAGGUGUUCUGCGACCAGGUGCCCCGCACGGCGGAGAACUUCCUGGCGCUCUGCGCCAGCGGCUACUACGACGGCACCGUCUUCCACCGCAACAUCAAGGGCUUCAUGAUCCAGGGCGGCGACCCCACCGGCACCGGCAAGGGCGGCACCUCCAUCUGGGGCACCAAGUUCGCCGACGAGUUCAGGGAGUCCCUCAAGCACAACGCGAGGGGGAUCAUGUCGAUGGCCAACAGCGGGCCCAACACCAACGGCAGCCAGUUCUUCAUCACCUACGCCAAGCAGCCGCACCUCAACGGCCACUACACCGUCUUCGCCAAGGUCAUCCAUGGCUUCGAGGUCCUCGACCUCAUGGAGAAGGCGCAGACCGGCCCAGGGGACAGGCCGCUCGCCGAGAUCAGGCUCAACCGCGUCACCAUCCACGCAAACCCGCUCGCCGGCUGAUCCACCACCAGGACCAGGACCUCAUCCUGGCAUCCUGCAUCUUGGCUGCAGCAAUUUCUUGCCCAGCCUGAAUUGUGAAUUGGGAUGUGGACUGUAAUUUCACAGGACGAAUCAUCAAAACCUGUAGCGCCUAACUCUGAUGAUGCUGUGACCUGUAACUUAUGUUUGCAUUGGUUAGACUCCUCAAAAACUUAGCUCUCGUGUUAUGCUGUUUGAGGAAAUCGAAUAGUGUGCUUCCAAGCCAUGGCCUGAAUGUUAUAGCAAGACAUAAGUUGGUGCCUGUA